AUGUCGCAUGGGAGCACUUCAGAAGGUAGUUCCUCAUCUGCCCAGUCGAGCCGGCAGGUUGACGGAACAGCUGCAUCCAGUGGAAAGGCUGGUCGCAGGCGCAAACGUCUUGUUCAAGACAUCGUCGAGGGCUCUGCACGAGUGGACGGGGAACCUGACGCACCUCCGGCGCCAUCAUCGGACGACGAUCCAAACGUGGCUCUCCCCAGACGUAACACAGGCCACACUCAAGACGAGGAUGGUGCGGAAGCGGAGAACAAUGCUGAUGCCGACGCAGAAGAGGACGACGCCGGCGCGGGGCGUGCUCCCAAUGACGCACCGGUCACGCGUGAGGAGCUGCAUAGCAUAAGGGAGCUCCAUGAAGAGACGGCACGUGCGAUCGCAAGGUUGGAGACGGCGUUCCUUGCGAAGCCCAAGGAAGACAGCAGCCCUAAGAAGAGGAGGAGGCGCAAGCGCGGCUCCGGCAAGGGAAAGCGCCGGAAGGCGCGGCGGGCACGCUCCACGUCCGAGACGGCGUCCGAUGAGGAGGGGGGCUUCGACGACGAGGACGAGGGCCACCUUCGACACUCCCCAUCUGCCAUUAUGCAGGAGGCGCUCGACCUACUCCCGACGGACAAAGGCUGGAAGGAAUUAUGUGAGCAGGCACGUACCGAGCUGUUCGUUCGGCGCUCCAACGCACAGCUGACGUUCUACCCCAGCACUGCCGCCAAGACUUGGGCCAUCUGCGCAGUCGUGGAUAACCUGACGGAAAGCUAUGCAAGCGUGACUCUCGCGGCGUGCAAGGCACGUCGGGUCGACCUGAACAGGUCGUUCAGCGACUGGAAGACUGGUGCGGCAGGGAGAGUCCGCGACAUCGGGCUGCCGAAGAUUGGACUUUUUCGCCACGACCGAGACAUGAAGAGUCCAUGGGCGACCAAGGCGAGGCGCACCCUCUCCCGGAUCCGAGAUAGGGUCGGCCUUGGUGACGUACCGGCGGGGAAGCUGCGGCUGUCUAGCUGGAGUUGCUCCCGUGAAGGGAUGCCGUUUGCAUCUGGGGCGUUUACGGCCUGCGCACAUGCGGUGUUCAAGCCAAGGAUGGUCAACGGGACUGUGACACUGAAGCUCUACCACGUAGCAUGGAUGGAGCACGUGGUACGCAAACACCGUGGUCAUUUAGACGACUUAAAGUACCUGGGCGAGUGUCCUCACGUGCGCUUGUACGUGGUUUGCGGUGCGCAGGUGACAGAUGCGGUCAAUCACUGGGAGGCGCGCCAGGGUCGCUUCGCCAACUCCGCGAGCACCAACGCGCAGAUCGUGGACGGCCUCCACGUCCUCAUCAAGGCUGCUGUUAGGGCCGCCAUUGCGGAUUUCCGACCAGCCUAUGACGAGGCGUCCCAGAGCUGGGAGUGGGGCCGCCAUGGUCUCCGCAUCUCGGCCGACGGCAUCGCUGCCGUCGAAGCAGUGACCGCGGAGGCAAGCGUCAGCCGCGGUACUCCGCAGGCCUAA
Messenger RNA from Closterium sp. Yama58-4, 1485 nucleotides. The record is from the annotation of a GenBank genome assembly. NCBI's taxonomy places the organism in Eukaryota, Viridiplantae, Streptophyta, Zygnematophyceae, Desmidiales, Closteriaceae.